Molecule: messenger RNA, 6167 nt
Organism: Nomia melanderi (Alkali bee)
Lineage: Eukaryota; Metazoa; Arthropoda; Insecta; Hymenoptera; Halictidae
Gene: Cad89D
Product: cadherin 89D
Biological process (GO): homophilic cell-cell adhesion
Cellular component (GO): plasma membrane
Molecular function (GO): calcium ion binding
Source: RefSeq, a predicted model, not a curated record
GAACGAGACGGAAGGUAGAGGGAUCGAGAGUGCGUUCAACUCCCGUAGAUCGCGCGUGAUCCAACGGCUGGCCGGCCGGCCGGCCUUGACACCGUGUGAUCCGCAAAGGGGAAAACCGGCACGGGGAUGUGACGAGGACGAGGAUGAAAAAAGGUUCCCAGACGACAUGCGCGAGGGUGAGUCGUGACCCAGGACGAAGAAGAGGACCUGAACAUGAUACGAUCUAGAAGGACUAUCUCCGUGGAUUUGCCGUGGAUCCUUUGUCUCGCGGCUGCGAUUUUGGUGGUUCCCGGUGGACUUGACCAUGUGACAGGAUGUCAAUUCUAUCCUGUGGGAGAGUACCUAAAAUUCGUGAGGGUACCGGAGAACCUAGCGAAGGGUACGGAAAUCCUGUCAUUAGAAGCUCAUCCAAGGAAUCACAUCUCUAUAAUGCCAGUUGAUAGGGACGAAGAUGCUCGUUUCUUUGCAUACAAAGAGACGAACGAGACUCAUGUAUCCUUGGUGCUGGCCCAGUCCUUGGAGGAUCUCGUGGACACGGAGUCACCUAGAAAUCUGCUCAAGUUCCGCGUGGUCUGCGAUUACAACGACGGCGGCGAUUCCCUGGUGACAUCGCACCUGUCAGUGACGGUCUACGUGGAGGACAUAAACGAUCAUGCUCCACAAUUUGUCGAUGCGCCUUAUCACGUAACCGUGGACGAGCUUACGCCAGUCGGCGUGACGAUAUUCCGUGGGAUCCACGCGGUCGACGUUGACAAGCCGAACACGCCGAACAGCGACGUCCACUACGCGAUAGUGAAAGGCAACGAGCAGGGGAAAUUUUCACUAGAAUCCGGCCACAGAACCGCUCUCAUACUCCGCAAACCGGUGGACUACGACAACGGCGAUCGCGAGUUCACGCUGGUCAUCGCGGCCACGGACCGAGGUGCACCAGCUAGGACCACCAACACAACUGUAAGGAUUACGAUCGCUGACAACGAUGAUCUGGAUCCGAAGUUCACACGAGACGUUUACAAAGCGAAGAUUUACGAGUUCUACCCCAUGCCGGAGUAUCCGAUCUUCACCCAAAUCAACUUCACAACGCCAAUCCAAGCCACCGACAGUGACAUGGACAUCAACGUGCCAGUCCGCUACGAUAUAAUAUCCGGCAACGAACGCGGUUUCUUCCACCUAGACCCAAAGAACGGUACCCUGUUCCUAAAACGAGCGAUCGACCUGGACGCCGAGAAGGCACUACCUUCAAACACCUUCAGCCUCCAAAUCCACGCAUCGCAAGUAGAUAAUCCCCUAAAAACAGCCGGGGCCAGGGUCGAAGUGGAAGUCUUAGAUCUAAACGACAAUUUGCCCGAGUUCGAAGUAGACCUUUACAACAUCAGUAUCGUGGAGAACCUACCAAAUGGAUUUAGCGUAUUGCAAGUGAUCGCUCGUGACAGGGAUCAAGGGGAAAAUGGCCAGUUCGAUUACGAAUUAAAAGAUCGUUCCGGUGCGUUCUCGGUGGACCCUAAAUCUGGUUGGCUAACAGUGAAGGAUCAGUCGGUGCUCGAUCGUGAGAAACGGGACCAUUUGAGAAUGAAGGUGCUAGCUAUAGAGAGGAAGCCUAGUGUUGUUCUUGGUAAUGGCUCUAAAAGAGCAAAUGGCUCUUCAGUGGACGUCGAAGUCACGUUGCUCGAUGCUAAUGAUAACAAUCCCAUCUUCGUGCCUGGGAAUCUCUACGAGAUGGUCGGUAGAAGUGACUAUAAAGUGGGCACAGUGCUGGGACAGGUUCACGCAGUGGAUGACGAUCUCGGGCCUAAUGGUAUGGUCAGCUAUAGACUGCAGAAACCUGGCAACUCAACGACACGUACUCCACCGUUCCACGUGGACGAGAAUACCGGUACUAUCACCGUUGCUGAGAGUCCGAUCCAAGAGGGGCGACACGCCAUCUUCGUGGAAGCUGCGGAUCAACCUGGUAAUCCUAGCGAGAGACGAUUCUCCUUGGCUGUGGUUACUAUUGAUAUUUUUCGAUCGAAUGGACCGGAGUCAUUGGAACCAGACUUUGUGGGAGCUCCUUAUGAGUUUUGGGUCGGUGCCAAUGUGCCAGUCGGCACAAGCGUCGGUCAGAUCCGCUUAAACGACGCUGUAAAGACAAAUGAUUUGAUCUACGAUCUUCUCCACGGUUACGAGGACGGGGUUCCGUUCGCCGUGGAGGAGCGUUCGGGAACGAUUACGGUCGUCGAGGAGAUCGAGCGGUUCGACCGGUCGACGUACGAUUUCGAGGCGGUCGUUACCGACGAGAGGGAGCUAAUGCUGAUCACCAACGUCUCGAUCCACGUGGUCGAUCCCAACGACGAGAGGGGGAUCUUCACGAAGGGAACGACCACCGCCCCUCUCGUCUUCCACGCGAAGGAGAACGUGCCGGGCACGUACAUCGGGCAAGUGCUUCCGCAGAACAGCACCACCGGCACGUCCGGCCACGGCGUCCGAUUUUUUAUCGUCAAUCAGCAAGAUGUGCCCGAUAUCUCGAUCACCGAGGACGGCGCUUUGUACGCGCCGCAAGGUCUCGACCGCGAGACCAGGCAGAAUUAUAGCAUCACCGUGAUUGCGGAGAGCCACCGAGGGGUCGGAGUUUUCCAAGUGACCGUCAUUGUUCUCGAUGAGAACGAUCACCCACCGAUGUUCACGUCGCCUUUAUACGAAGGUCGAAUACUCGAGAACAGCCCGCCCGGGACAAAAGUUAAUUUGUCGACUCCUAUUGCAGCGACGGAUAAAGACGAAGGUAUCAAUCAAAACUUUGCCUUCAGUCUUCACGGUCAAGGCAGCGAGCUUUUCAGGAUCCAUCCCACAACUGGCUUAGUUUAUUUCGAGGGAAUCGAUGAUCGCACCCUCGACAGAGAAGCGAAGGCGAACUAUACUUUCAAAAUCGUUGCUAAAGACAAUGGUGGUCUAACAUCAGAAUCCGAGCUAAGAAUAACAGUAACCGACAUGAACGACAACUCGCCCAGCUUCAUCAGAAUGAUCGUUCUACCGGAUCAAGGCGUCCGCGUCUCGAACGAACCAGACGCGGAGGCAGCCGACGAGAGGAACGACGUAUUCGAUAUGAGCGAAUCAAUCGCCGGAAGCGAGGCCCCUAGCAGCCGUCGAUCACCGCUGCUCCUCGUGCCGGAGAACGCGACGAUCGGCGCGCCGAUAAUACGCCUGUUCGCGGAGGACAAGGACGAAGGAACGAACGCGGCGAUAACGUACAGCCUGGGGAACGAGACGACUUCCGGCGACGACGCUGGUUUGCGACGAUUUGAUACCACCAGCCGAAGAUAUUUCCACCUGGACCCAAGGACAGCCGAGAUAUCUGUAGCCAGAGGACUUCCCACUGAGAAGAAUAUUCGCUUAUUGGUCCUAGCUAAAGACCCAGCAGGCCUAUCAGACAACAUCACCGUGAGGAUCCACGUGGAGGACGUGAACGAUCAUCCACCGAUAUUCGACAAGUCCUGGUACACCUUCGACGUCUCCGAAGGCAUCUACGCUGGUUACGCUCUUGGCACUGUCCGAGCUGUAGAUUCAGACUUUGGAGCAAACGCUAAUGUCAGCUAUGAGCUGGUCUCUGGUAACGAGAACCUAGAGAAUCCGCAGAACUUCACAAGAACCUUUGACGUUGCACCUUACGAAGGAAUAAUCAGAGUCACUGGGAUCCUGGAUAGAGAGACUACGAGCACCCAUAGGCUAGUAGUGAUCGCUCGUGACGAUGGCUCUCCGCAACUAAGUUCAACUGUGGAGAUAGAAGUGAAUGUCCUAGAUAUGAACGAUAAUGCUCCUAUGUUCUAUGGAUACGAUGACACGGAGAAUGAUGUCAAUGGAAACAGUCUACCACUCUACCAUGCCUCUAUCUUCGAGAACAGUCCAAUAGGUACUCAAGUGAUCAAGGUACACGCCAAUGACACCGACUUCACUGGUAACGGCAACGGUUUGAUCCUCUUCGAUCUGAGUCACCCUGGAGAGUCUGAGAAGCAGUACUUCGCUAUAGACAGCAAAGAAGGUGUCAUCACGACUAUUGGCAAUGUGGACUAUGAAACAUGCAAAGUCCAUCGCUUAGUGAUCACUGCUAGCGACUUAGGGUCCCCGCUCAGUUUGACGUCCACAGCAGUGGUACUAGUCACAGUGGUGAACGUAGACGAUGAUCAGGACGACGGCAACGAAGUGACGAAGUCGCCGACGUUUAGACAUCGUUACUACGAGGUGGAAGUUGAAGAGAAUGUCCCAGUGCCAGUGGAGGUAGCACAGCUGGACGUCGUCGAGGGACACAAAAGCGAAUACAUAAGGUAUAGCGUAGUGGCCGACGAUUCGAACUCCAGGGAACACUUCUCGAUAGACCCCAGGAAUGGUUCUCUGUAUCUGAUGACGGACGUGGACAGGGAGGUGAACGAUCGAUACGAAGCGAAGGUCAGGGUCGACAGGGUGAAGAUUGGUCGCGGUAUGCCGGUGAUGAUUUACCCGGUGGUCGGUGAAAGGCUGAAUGGUCUGGCGCCUAACGAGGCCAGGGUCGUUGUCAGGGUGAAGGAUGUGAACGACAAUGCGCCCAGAUUCAAGUCAAAGGGUCGGCCUAUCCUGGCCGCGAUACCCACCACCGCGCAUUACGGCUAUGAGGUUGUCAAAGUCGAGGCGGAAGAUCCGGAUGAGGGUGCGAACGCAGAGAUCCGGUACCAAAUUCUUGGUCGGGAGGAUGCCCCGCGUUUCGCCAUUGACCCAAUGAGCGGUCAAGUACGGUCCGUGGCGAGUUUUGGCCGUGAUGCGGGACGCGUUUUCGGCUUCGACGUCAAGGCCACCGACAGACGGGGCGCCGAGAACGGACGCAGCAGUAUCGCCAAUGUCUUCGUGUACGUACUGGAUGACCAAAAACAGGUCGUGAUGGUCGUCGGUCGAAGACCGAUAGACCUGGAACCGCAACUCGAGAACAUCACCGCGGUACUACAAAACGUAACAGGCCUGGAUGUCCGCGUAAGGAAGUUGGAGCCGCACAUUGAAAAGAAUUUAAUCGAUACGAUGUCUACGGACAUUUACCUCUACGCCAUCGAUCCCCACUUAAACGUUAUGAUAGACAUGGAUACUUUGCAUAACGUAUUUCACAAGAAGAAAAUGGACAUCAAGCGCGAGUUAGAGGAAUACGAUAUCCUCGACAUCGCCGGAAGUUCUCCGCGUCGUGGUAAUCAACGUUACUUACUGUCCACCCUCGAAGUGGGCGUAGUAGUGCUCGGCUGUGUCGUCUUUGUGGGCGCCCUCAUCACUGCCCUCUGUGUCACUUGCGUUCGCCGAAAUAAACGUCGCAAACGUCGGCAGAAAGCAAUGUUCUCGACGACCAGCCCGAUUGGAUUCGCAUUGGCAGAUCCGACCGCGACGCUGCAGAAGCCGCCGCUCUUCUCGACCUUCGUCGACGGCCUUCACUACGACCCUGAACCGUUCUGCGCCGACAUGCCGAGGCGGCAGAGCAUCUGCGAGCACGGAGCCAACUGUGUUCGUUUCCACGCGAUGGGCGGCGGUAGUAAGCACGCCGGGAGGACGACAGGGACCCCGAAAGGCCUCGAGGCAUCCGCGACGUCCUUGCAUUCCAGCGGUCAGGAUUCUGGGAUCGUGGCGCGCGCCUCCUGCCACUGCAGUCACUCGUCGAGCCCCUCCAGCGGCGAGAGCAGCAAUGGUUACGAAGACUCUCUGAAGUCCUUGCAACGUCGCGAAAGGGUAAACGACAUGUCGCGCGGAAGCCACGAUACCUCGAGCAUCGUCGGGAGACGCGCGAAUCAGGCGAACACCAGGAGGCGGCAACGUUUUAAUUCCCUUUCGAACGGGGAAACUAUGUAUUCCCAUGAGAUGACGCUGCAGAGGGAGCAACGUUGUUGCAUCGGGACCGAAAAACGCCGUAAGAACGAGCUGCACCCUCGCGAACAUCGCCGCGCGCAUUCCGAAGCGGAGAACAAUAUCACGGAGACGGUGAUACACGAACAUCCCGGCACCGAGAUCUCGCUGUCGAGUUCAUUACAGAAUACGUCGAGCCUUCAUGGUGCUUCUAGGAGCAGCCACAUGCUAUACUAGGAGCAGGUAUACUAUCUACGGAAGGGGAAGUCUCCAGAAGGAAGCAGGAUAAGUAAUCUUUCUGGCCAUGAGUUAUCUUAUUGUCCAUAGCAUUCCUCGUGCGAGAUAAUGUCGGC